Molecule: messenger RNA, 642 nt
Organism: Olea europaea var. sylvestris
Lineage: Eukaryota; Viridiplantae; Streptophyta; Magnoliopsida; Lamiales; Oleaceae
Product: proline-rich receptor-like protein kinase PERK12
Exons: 3
Coding region: 1-642 (213 amino acids)
Source: RefSeq, a predicted model, not a curated record
AUGUACUAUUUUGUCCCCAGCCAGGCUACAGAUCUUCAGAAAACCAUCGGAAAAUCAGUAAUGGCUUCAAUUAACACUCACAUUCAAAUUCUCACUCUCGUUCUCUUCUUCACAUUCGUUUUCUGUAUAAACAAAGUGUUCUCUGCAGAUCCGCCGGAAAAUUCCGCCAGUUCAUCUCAACAUCCUCCGGCCGACGCACUCUCGCCUCCACCAGACCUAUCUCCUGCAACACCAUUGCAAUCGCCAUCUCCUGCCCCUUCAGCCUCACUUUCUCCCCCUCCGGGGCCUCCGCCAUCAGGUCUCUCUCCAGCGCUGUCUCCGACAUUAACCAAUUCUUCUGCUCCUCACAAGUCUCCAACUCCGGCACCCGCACCGUCUGUAGCAGGCGACGCAGAGGUAAAUGCGAGUAAUGUGGAGUCGGAGCCGGACUCCUCCUCCGGCGGGUUGAACAGCGGACAGAAAGCUGGUGUGGCAGUGGCAGUUGUCGCCAGCGCGUGUAUCGUUGGGGUCGGCGCGUUGGUCUACAAGAAGCGCCAGCAGAAUGUGCGCCGCUCGCAGUACGGGAGGUUUGGUUCUGGUAGCUUCCAAUUUGAUAAUUAUUGGGUCGAUAUGGUUCAUGGGUUAAGCAACCAACCCAAAUAG